AUGUCUGUCUGCAGCGACUGCAGUUUGCCCGUCGAGUUCCAGAGUCAGCGCGUUAUCACGCUCAACGGUGAAGCCUUUCAUGCAAAUUGCUUCAAGUGCAGUAGCUGCUCCCUAAGUCUGCUCGAUGGUCACGGCAAGCAGGUUGCCGGUACGAACCAGUACAAUGGGCGCCUCUUCUGCGAGCAGCAUCACGCAGAAAUCAUGCUCAUGUUGGAGAAUGGCGAUUUUCUCCACCAGCUCAGAGAGUUUAAGAACAAGGCUCUCGGGUUUCUCGCCGCACGAAGGAAAAGCUCAACCUCUUUACAAUUUCCGACGCCCAACGAGGCCUGUCCGGGCAUGCCCUGUCCUGGCCAUUACCACGGAGUUAAGCCGAUUAAUGGUUAUUGGGUGGAAUGCCCAUACACGGCGAGGAUACAGGCGUACGAAAAUCGACGAACGCCACUGGAUCUAUAUUCGGAAACGGGAACGUUCGAAUUGAUGACGCACGAACAGGAAAUAUACGGAACGUAUUUCUAUGGCGUCCAGCAUUGGAACUAUUUUACGGCAGACGAAGAUCUCGGAAAUCUCAUUCUUAGCUUGAAACAAGAGAGCAUUAACGGACGGGAACAAUUCCGGGUUAUGGUGCGAACGUCUACCUAUCAGAUUCACGGACUCGUGCCCGCUGCUUGUGUCUUCGCUAAUCGUUACGAUCGAGAAGAUGUCGUCCGAUCUCUUGGAAAGGAAAUCGGAGUCUACCCGCCGCUGAAACUAGCAGGGUUGCCUUCAACUCCAGAGGAUCUCCUAAAGUUAGACCAGGUUUUUAUAAAGUCGGAAUUAAAAGUCGGCGUCGUUUACAUGAAGGAAGAUCAGACUACAGAGGAGGAGAUAUUUGAUAACAGUGGAGGCAGUCCUCUUUUUGAAGAAUUCCUGGAUUUACUUGGCGAUAAAAUAAAACUGCAAGGGUUCGAUCGAUACAGAGGAGGGCUUGACACAUUGCAUAAUCUCACUGGAACCCAUUCGAUGUAUACAUUUUGGAGAGGUAUUGAGGUGAUGUUUCACGUUUCGACGUUGCUUCCCCACGACAAAGACGAUGUUCAGAAGUUACAGAGAAAGCGUCACAUCGGUAACGACAUCGUCUGCAUCGUCUUCCUCGAGGGGAACGACACCGACUUCUCUCCCGCAUGCAUCAAGUCGCAUUUCCUGCACACCUUCAUCGUCGUGCAGGCCAGCCCCAAUCAGCGAGACAAGCCGUCGAAGUACAAGGUGUCCAUCGUGUCCCGCGACGAGGUGCCCGGCUAUGGACCCUACCUGAACGACAUGUGCGAGUUUGACAAGGGUCCGAUGUUCAGAGAGUGGUUGCUCACAAAGACUGUGAACGGAGAGAGAGCAAGUUACACGGCGCCUAAGUUUGCACGAAUGCAAGACCGAACCAGAGGACAAAUGCUCGAGGAUUUGAUGGUCAGUCUACACAACCACUCGAACACUGGAGCCUUACCACAGCCCUACAGGCGCGGCUCUUGGAGACCUAUUGGCCAUAUGCGAUCCAACUUUCCACUUCAGGAUUCUGUGAGAGACACAUUCGAAAGCUUUGAGACGUUGAGCAAUGAUUUCGCUGCUGCGUUUAAACGUUCCGAGCUCUGUGACGUCACAUUCAUCGUCGGAAAGAACAAAGUUAAGCUGCACGCAGUCAGAGCUAUUCUUGGUGUGCGAAGUCGCGUGUUCAAAGAAAUGCUCUACGAUAACCUAAAAGGAAUCAGAUCAGCUUCACUGAGCUCAACGAGUCUAAAAGACAGCAACAUGCUACAGGUGCCUGAUCCCGAUGACAGCUACAAGAACAAGAGCGCACCGAGUAGCCCCGUAGCUAAGCGUGCGAUCUUCAAAUUCGGAAAUUUCAGCUUCAAGCGUCGCAGUGACGGCUCGCACGAGAAGCUACGCCGCGAGCUGAAACGAAUGCAGAGUCAACAGGGAGUCUGGGAAGAUACCGAAAACGAAUCGACUCAUGGAAGUCUGAAACGAAAUACGUCAACCGACAGUAAAGAUAAUCUAGAUGAGUAUGAGGUCACCGAGUUUGACCCGGACACUUUCCUCAUCCUUCUGAACUACUUUCACACGGGCACGUGCUCGCUCACCUGCAGUAUCAUUCCGCGGUUGUUGUGCGCCGCGGAGUACUACGACCUGCCCGAUUUGCUGCAAGCCUGCUUCCACCACGCUAAGCAAUGCGUCCAUCUCGGCGUGGUUGCACAGAUGCUCAACGAUCUGGAGGAAUGCUAUUGGCGCUACAACUCCGCGAUGGAACUAGUCAACAUGAUCAUACAGUUCAUCAACAACAACGCCGCCGAAUUUCUAGACAACCGCCAUUACCUGCCUCUGUGCGAACCUUUCUUCACCAUCAUCAUCUGCAGGGAACUGAGGACCGUAUCGGAAAUCGAGAAGUUCCAGUCUAUGUUGGCGUGGGCGAAAUAUUACCUGCGCCGUCAACGUCAUCCUAAGGGCAGAGCGAGCGAGGAUCUAAAAACCAUCAUGGACAGACUGAGCCAGGAUCUGAAACUGCACAAGAUAUCGCCGAAUGAUCUGAUUAAAGUUGUCAGACCGAGUAUGUGCAUCGAUGCGGAUCGUAUCGUCGCCGCGCUCACGUAUCUGUCCAAUUCGGAUCCGCAUCGAAGUCGCUGCUCGAGUCUCAGUAGCGAAGAUUCCCUGUAGAAGAUUCCCUGUAGAAGAUUCCCUGUAGAAGAUGUUCUGUAAAAGAUUUCCUGUGGAAGAUUCCCCUACGAAAAUUCCUUCUAGGUGAUUUCCUUUAUCGCCAGGAAAACCCCACUGUAAAAGAUUUCUUAAAGAAGAUUCAUUAAAGAAAGUUUCCUGUAGAAGAUUCCCUCAGGAGUAUUCCCUGAAAAGGAUCCCCUUUUAUCACCAGCAAGAACUCCUCGCAGAUGAUUUCGCGAAGAAGUUUCUCUGAAGAAUGUUUCCUGUGGAAAAAUUCCCUUCAUCACCAGCAAGAAUUAUCUGUAGAAGAUUUCUUAUAAAAGAUUCUCUGAAGAAUAUUCCUCAUAGAAGAUUUACUGAAGAAUGUUUCUUAUCGAAAAUUUACUUUAUCGCUGACAAGAAUUUACUGUAGAAGUUUCCUUAUAGAAGCUCCCAUAAAGAAUGUUGAAUGUUUCCAGUGGAAUAUUCCUUUUAUAAUCAGCAAGAAUUCUCUGUAGAGGAAUCACUUUAUCAACAGUGUGAAUUUCCCAUAAAGGGACUUCGUCUAGAAAGUUCUCUGUAAAAGAUUCCCUGGAAAAACUUUUGGUAUUGGAAGAUUCCCUAUAAAAUAUUCCCUAAAAUUCCCGCUAAAUACUCCUAAAUAUUCCUAAAUACUCCUAAAUACCCUAAUUCUAAUUCCUAUUCUAAAAAUCCUAAUACAGUACUCCUAAUUAUUCCUAAAAUUCGCUAAACAUUCCCACUAAACUUGAUUUGCCGUGGGGUAUGUGUAUGCCUCACUGAAACAAGUCUAAUUGCUCAGAUGAAAUGAAAUGUGUAGUGAUUUAUAUAUAGAUGUUAUCAAAAGUAUUUUAAUAUGGUUUAAUUUAAGACUAGACUAAGAAUAGUCUAAUCUUAGUCUAUUCUUAACAUACUCGUGAUGUUACGUAAAUUUGUUGACUUAUUUAGUAGCAUGGCCUGGCUUAUAAAGAGUCUGAGUAAGUCCAUGCAAAACAGCACUGACUAUGUAUAACAUCAGGUGUAUCCCGAGCACGUUCCUUUGUCGUUGUUCCGUGUAUAUGGGAUAUAUUAUCAUCGUGAUAUAUUAUAAACGUCUAUCUGAAUCAUAUCUACGUUCGAAAACCCUUGACGACGUUGUCCCAUGGUUUGCGGCAAAUUAUUACAGAUAUAUAUAUAUAUAUAUAUGUAUAUGUUAUUCAGAAAUUGUUGUUUCUAAUAUUGUCAUAAUGUGAUUAUUGUUCAUACGUAAACGUUAUCGUGUUGUUUGUUUCGCAUAAGUGUUUUGCCCGAGACUAUCUGCAUUAUUUAUUUAAUGAAACCUGUAUAUUUAUCGAGCGCGUUAAAUAGGAAUACAGUACACAUAACAAUAAUCAUCCGCAGAAUGGGAAAAGUGUAAAAAAAAAACAGGCGAAACAGCCCAGUCACCAACAAAGUCAAUACUUCAUUUCCGCCUUCUUGAAUUUCAAGGAACGUCAGUGUCUAUAAAUGCAUUCGUUUGUCUGCAUGCAUGCCUGUGCGGCCUCGCUACCGAUUUAGGAUACGUACCCUAGCUGGCUUCUCACCCAAUGGCAGCCAUUGCAAUGCUUUCGUGCGCCGGCAACAGCCCGGUCCCCAUCACAUAGCUGCUCGUGAUAUGCACGUAAUUGAAUGCCAGCUGUUGCUAAGUCAUUUGCAUGCAUGGAGGCGGCCGCGGUGUACGGGGUAUAUGUAAGAUGUUUAGCAAGCAGCUAAAUUCACACUCACUAACCUAUAGAUGCGAUCUACAAAAAACCACGCGCCUAGCUAGCGAAACUUUUCCGCGACAUUUGGUUGUAGUUUCACGUUCGAAUGACCGACCUUGACGUUCGAUCACCAUGCAUUCGCAGUUAUUUCAAGGUCGUUUUUAAAAGGCUGUUUACAGCAGAAAAGCUGUUUGUAAUGUGGUGUGGGCAGAAUGUAAAUAGUAUUAUUGCGCUCGUUUCCGAAGUAAAUCACAUGCAACCAUCGUCAUAAUGCCUACCGCUGAUCGAUCCUUCUCUCGUUUAUUCGCUUUAGAAAUAAUAAAUGCCGCUGCAACUACCGAGGCAGCCCGUGCACGUAGCUCA
Priapulus caudatus is the source of this 4760-nucleotide messenger RNA. RefSeq lists its product as uncharacterized. Gene Ontology annotation, cellular component: cytoplasm. The transcript has 13 exons. The record is from RefSeq and is a predicted model, not a curated record. Gene Ontology annotation, molecular function: GTPase activator activity; protein binding. Lineage: Eukaryota; Metazoa; Priapulida; Priapulimorpha; Priapulimorphida; Priapulidae. The coding region runs from base 1 to 2679 and encodes 892 amino acids. Gene Ontology annotation, biological process: regulation of small GTPase mediated signal transduction; activation of GTPase activity.